GUGCAUGCAUGCACUGAGCAGCACACAAUAGGGAGAAUAAAUCCUUUACUGAUUUGCCCUGGGUCCCAGCAUCUACUAAUGGCAUCAUACAGGAAGCAGUGAAUAAGAAAGGUAUCCAAAUCCCAAUUAAAGCUCUGCAGGUGGGAUUGCAUAACAUAACAAUUAAGAAAACUACAGCUCAUGGGACAUUCAGAAUGGGACCAUAAACGAGGACCCAGAGGAUCACAGUCAUCAGGCACCAGUAUUACAGUGGAUAUUGCUGUCAUGGGAGAAGCGCAUGGGCUCAUUACAGACCUGUUGGCAGAUCCCUCAUUGCCACCCAAUGUGUGUACUUCCCUGAGAACAGUGAGCAAUCUGCUUAAUACACAGUUAACAUUCCAGGCUAUUCAUAAGCCAAGAGUCAACCCUUUGGUGUCAUUCAGUGAGAACUAUACUUGCUCUGACUCAGAAGAAUGUCCAGAAAAAGGAGAAAAACUGGCUAUACCCAAGCGCUUGCGGAGGAGUUUGCCUCCAGGUCUACUGAGACGUGUGUCGUCAACUUGGACCACAACAACAUCGGCAACAGGAUUACCUACCUUGGAGCCAGCACCAGUGAGAAGGGACCGUAGUGCCAGCAUCAAACCUUAUGAAUCUUCUUCAUCCAGCACUGACCCUUGGAACAGCUCAAUUCUGAUGACCAUCACAAAAAGCAGAUCCUUUUCAGCCUCCUAUGCAAUGGCUGCUACAAACCAUUUGAAUUCCAAAAGGCAAACCCGACAAGGUAUCCCACCAAAUAUUUCACCUCUCACCUCUCCAUGCCAUUCCCCUAUCCAGGGGACUCCAGCUACCAGUCCCACAGGCAAAACCUCUACAGUCCAAUUUCCAGACGCUACUGACACCGACACAAAGGAAGGCCUGAGGCCACACAAGGUUUUAACUUCCACGCAGAGUGCACCUAACCUUUCAGAGCAGACUCUACCACCCCCAGUUAUCUGCAGCAGUUGUGGCAGACCAUAUAACCAGAGAGAUUCUGGCGAUGCGACGCUGGAUCAAGGUGAUGGAACAACAACACACAGUGUGAACAGAACAGAUGAUCCAGCUCAUGCCACCUCUGACUAUGAAACCAACAACAGUGACAGCAGUGACAUCGUACAAAACGACGAUGAGACAGAUUGCUCCAAAGAACAGAUACAGAAGGGCUCUGUCUGCAGGACGUAUGCACCUGAGUCCAUCAUAUUGCACCCUUUAUUGCCACCUGAGGACAAGCCUAUACUUGCUCCAGAGCCUCUCGUUAUGGACAACUUGGAUCCCCUAAUGGAGCAACUGAACAGUUGGAACUUCCCAAUCUUUGAUUUGGUGGAAAAAAUAGGGAAGAAAUGUGGUCGAAUCCUCAGCCAGGUAUCAUACAAGCUUUUUGAAGAUAUGGGUCUGUUUGAAACCUUUAAAAUUCCAGUGAGGGAGUUCAUGAACUACUUUCACGCACUGGAGUGUGGGUACCGAGACAUACCUUAUCACAACAGAAUCCAUGCAACUGAUGUUCUACACGCUGUUUGGUACCUUUCCACCCAGCCCAUCCCAGGACUCCCAACUGUGAUUAAUGACCAGGGGUCAGCGAGCGAUUCAGAUUCUGAUAGUGGAAUCACUCAUGGUCACAUGGGAUACGUGUUUUCAAAGAUGUAUACUCCUACAGAUGACAGCUAUGGUUGCCUUUCUGGCAAUAUCCCUGCCCUAGAAUUGAUGGCCCUUUAUGUAGCAGCAGCCAUGCAUGACUAUGAUCAUCCAGGAAGGACCAAUGCCUUUUUGGUUGCAACCAGUGCACCUCAGGCUGUGCUGUAUAAUGACCGCUCUGUUUUGGAGAAUCAUCAUGCAGCUGCUGCGUGGAAUCUUUUCAUGUCCAGGCCAGAGUAUAACUUCUUAGUCAAUCUCGACCAUGUGGAAUUCAAGCAUUUCCGGUUUCUUGUAAUUGAGGCCAUUUUGGCCACUGAUCUGAAGAAACACUUUGAUUUUAUAGCCAAAUUCAAUGCCAAGGUGAACGAUGAUGUUGGAAUUGACUGGAGUAAUGAGAAUGACCGCAUGCUUGUUUGUCAAAUGUGCAUCAAACUGGCUGACAUCAACGGGCCUGCUAAAUGCAAAGAAUUGCACCUGCAGUGGACAGAAGGCAUUGUUAAUGAAUUUUAUGAACAGGGUGAUGAAGAGGCCAGUCUUGGCCUUCCUAUUAGUCCUUUCAUGGAUCGCUCAGCUCCUCAGUUGGCAAACCUUCAGGAAUCUUUCAUUUCUCAUAUCGUGGGACCACUAUGUAAUUCCUAUGACUCAGCAGGGCUGAUGCCAGGGAAAUGGGUGGAAGAUAGUGAUGAAUCAGGAGACACAGAUGAGAACGAAGAAGAAGAAACAGGAGAAAUGGAAACAUGUGAAAACUCUGAAUCCAGAAAGAAAAAAUUCAAGCGGAGGAAAAUCUACUGCCAGAUCACUCAGCACCUGCUUCACAACCAUAAAAGGUGGAAGAAAGUAAUUGAAGAUGAAGAAAGGUUAUCAGGGAGAGAAAAGCAAGGUGUAGACCAAUCUACACUGCACCAAUCCUCAGAACAAAUUCAGUCCAUCAGGGAAGAAGAGGAGGAGAAAGGGAAACCCAAAGAGGAGGAAGAAGAGAAUACAACUAUUGAACUGAAACAAUGACAAUAUUUUCAGCAGUAUUUUAGACAAAAGGACUUGUGCACAGACUCCUUUUCCAAGCCAGCACAACGUUUAGACACAACACUGUAGAAAUAUGGGAUGAUGCAUCUACAACUGUUUAAUUUGUUUCUGUUUCCUUUUUAUGGUGAGGUACAUUGUUUAAACUCCUCUGCUCAAGGAAGCUUUCACACUGCAACACCGGCUUUUACAGACAUUCUUAAAGGGGUUGGGAGGGAGGGGGAUGGAAUUAUAUACAUAGCCAGAAUUAUUGGCUGUGCACUUCAGCAAAAUACAUUUAAUUAUAUAUUAUGGUCACUGUGAUAUUACAGAAGGAAGUUGUCAGCGGAAAUGCUGCUUCUAAAGCACAUUUGCAGUUAACUGUAAGGUACCUGUUAAGUAGCUUUUGCUCUUACUGCUGAAGGCUAAAAGUUCCAAAGCUUUAUCAGAAUGCUGAUACAUCCUGCCAACAUAUAUGUGUGUGGGGGCAUGUGUGUGUGUUUGGGUGGAUGUAAUAUAUUAUAAUGUGGUGUGAGUUCUUAUUAGACUGGUAUAGCACAUGGCUCAAGACAUGUGAACAAACAGAAGGCCCCAGGUUUAGGAAAUUUGUGCCAGUUGGAAAGUGGAGCCCUUUGUAAGGCACUCUGAUUUUGCAGUAACUCCUGAAGUCUCCUUUCACAUUCU
Alligator sinensis (Chinese alligator) is the source of this 3330-nucleotide messenger RNA. RefSeq names its product phosphodiesterase 3A (gene PDE3A). Gene Ontology annotation, biological process: positive regulation of oocyte development; oocyte maturation. Lineage: Eukaryota; Metazoa; Chordata; Crocodylia; Alligatoridae. Gene Ontology annotation, cellular component: cytosol. The transcript has 17 exons. The record is from RefSeq and is a predicted model, not a curated record. Gene Ontology annotation, molecular function: 3',5'-cyclic-AMP phosphodiesterase activity. Bases 181 to 2652 code for a protein of 823 amino acids.